UCUCUCCACCAGCGGCAACUAUAUCUAGACACUUUCUUCCGCCCUAAUCGUUCUUUUUGCUCUGCUGCAACUUCUGUUUCUGUCUACACCCAGACUGCGUAUCAGUAGCCGUUCUUGCGCCGUUUCAGCCCGGCUUCCAUAAUGUCGUACGUUGACAACCUCUCAGGCCAAUUUGGCGAACUCGGAAUCGGAGCUGGCCGGCCCGGCUCUCAGACCUACCAGCCUCAUCCUCCCGACCAGCAUGGGGGAUAUGGCUACCAUGCUUCCAACGAUGAGAGACCCCCUUCUGGGCCUCCUCCUUCGCAGUAUCACGCCUCUCCCCAGUCUUCAUCUGACAGGCCGCCUCUUCCUGAGGGAUGGGUAACUUACUAUGACCAAGAUUCACAGCGAUGGUCUUACAAGCACCCAGACACAGGAACAGCCCAGUGGGAGUUGCCUCUUUUCGACCCCCCCUUCAACCCCCCCUCUCAUCAACCGCCUCUUCCAUCAGGGUGGGCCCCUUACUUUGACUACAGAUACCAGAAAUGGUUCUACGUCAACCGAGAAGUCGGAAUAGUUCAGUGGGAGGCCCCUGGAUAUGAUAGUUUUCAGCCUCAAUCAGAGCCAUUUCCGAGCCACGAUUCACGGGGCGGUGGCUCUUCGCCUUACCCCCCUGCAGCUGCUUAUGGACAAACAUCAGGAAGCUAUGCAGUUCCUCCAGGUCCCCCCCACUCGGCCUCUUAUGGCGGCUCUCCAGCGCCUCCAGCAGGUUAUGGCGCCCCUUCAGCAUCGGGGCAGUAUAGCGGUUAUGAUGGCGAGAAUCACGGCAGAGCGGAGAAGCAGAAAAGCUCUUCUGGGAAAUCCGUGUUUCUCGGUGCAGCUGGUGGUGUCGCCGCUGGUUUAGUGGGAGGCGCCUUACUACAUCACGCUUUGGAAGACGACAGCAGUGAUGAAGAAAGAGAGCGUCCGCCUUACAUCCCACCUCAACCUGUAAUUGUCGAAGAAGAAUAUCGCAACGAGUACAGUUACAAUGACGAUCUCCCUACGAGAGACUCAGAGGGACGCUAUGUGUCUGAGAGUGAUCGGGAGUCGGUAGAAGAGGCACGAGAGGAGUAUCAGGAGGCUCUUCAUGAUGUUGAAGAUUCCAGUAGCCCUAGUAGCAGCGACUAUGAAGAGCUAGAAGAAGCUAGGGAAGAGUACGAAGAAGAGUACGAGGAAACUUAUGAUGAAUAGAUGUGGACGAACAGAGGGAUGAGCUCGCAGUAUUUGCGAUUCCAAAUGUAAGUUUAUGCGAUAUUGUAUGUGCUAGAUGAACUUAGUUAUUCAACUAUUGUGUAAUCUACUUUUAUUAUACAUGAGAAUUGUGAUAGGGGGCCCUAACGGGCGGUUGUCCAACUGCUGAUGAAAUGCCUUGC
This is a messenger RNA of Trichoderma atroviride IMI 206040, 1394 nucleotides long. RefSeq lists its product as uncharacterized. The record is from RefSeq and is a predicted model, not a curated record. Gene Ontology annotation, molecular function: protein binding. Lineage: Eukaryota; Fungi; Ascomycota; Sordariomycetes; Hypocreales; Hypocreaceae.